UGGACCCUGCCAGCAUCAACCCCGCAGCAGAACGAAACAAUCAUACUGACCUUAGGUAAUCACCCUGUCUAUCAAGGGCGUGCUUCCAAUCUCAUCAAGUGAAUGGCAAUCGUCUUUCUCUUUGCACCAUCUCGUCAUAUUCUCCAUCUCACCGGUAGUUACCAAACGAACGUAACAAGGUAUCACCGCAGCCAUGUCGAGGUCCAAGAAGAAGACCGAGGAAACCUUCCGUAAAAUCAUCAACAACUGCAACGCGGGCAACGAGGCCGGCCUGGAAUUCCUCCUUCACAUGAGAUGCGUCAGAUUUAACGGAGAAGAUUGCCUCACUGGCGAUUUUGCACAUCGCCUAAACCGACCCUUGGGGACAAACAGCACCAACGUAGUGAAGAUCGACACGAUUCUCGUUGGUGGGUUCUCCUCAAACCUUGCCGCCCGUCUUAUCAACAGAACAACACUGCGAGACUCUGGUACGGUCUUUGAGUAUGCGGAAAUUGUCUUUGCUGAGUUCAUGAACGAUUCCCUCUUCGGAUGGCGUUCAUUACGGGACGAGGUCGCGGUUUUCAGUCGGGAAUUCUCAGCGGUUCCCACGACGCCCUCGCCGGCGCCGGCGAGUCAGCCAUCGUCUGAAACGUCAGUGCAAGACAUGAAGGCGUUCUAUCAGAGAUACAUCAAGUGCAUCAACGACAGAACAAUGUCCCGGAAUUUCACCCAGUUCUGUCAACCAGAGUUGAUCCACAACGACCGCAAGUUUUCCAUCGCAGAGUACAUACCCCUCAUCAGCGAGAGCCAAGACGCAAUAGACGACCUGUACUUUGAAAUCGACGAAAUGGUCGCGGAGGAAGAGAUGCAGCAGAUUGCGGCGAGACUCAAGUUCACGGGGACUCCCAUCAAGGAGUGGGGAGGCGUGAAGCCCAAUGGCAAUGAAGUCGAGUUUCAUGAGCAUGUAAUCUAUCAGUUGGUGGACGGGAAGAUCUCGAGGGUGUCGUCGGUUAUAGAGUUGGAUGUGUAUCGCCAGCAGAUGAUGUGACCUCAGCGGGAAGGAGUCUAAUGAGAAAUAAAGACAUUCAAAC
Molecule: messenger RNA, 1070 nt
Organism: Colletotrichum godetiae
Lineage: Eukaryota; Fungi; Ascomycota; Sordariomycetes; Glomerellales; Glomerellaceae
Product: SnoaL-like polyketide cyclase
Exons: 1
Coding region: 194-1027 (277 amino acids)
Biological process (GO): polyketide metabolic process
Source: RefSeq, a predicted model, not a curated record